Colletotrichum paranaense is the source of this 204-nucleotide messenger RNA. RefSeq lists its product as uncharacterized. NCBI's taxonomy places the organism in Eukaryota, Fungi, Ascomycota, Sordariomycetes, Glomerellales, Glomerellaceae. The transcript has a single exon. The record is from RefSeq and is a predicted model, not a curated record. Bases 1 to 204 code for a protein of 67 amino acids.
AUGUUGGAAAUUUCGGCCGUUUGCCCGGAAGGCUUGGUUGUCCUACACAAAUAUUCUACAUAUCAGCACUUUGCGAUGCAACGCAGGUCAUUAGUAAAACAUAUUGGGACGCAGAAGAGCACCAGGAGCCAUACAAAUACCACUGUUGCUGCCUGUUGUCCAAGCCAUCAUAGGCUUGUCAGUUUUCUAUGGCAUAUGAUGUAA